CUGUAUGCAUAGUUCAUCAGUUUCGAAUUCGACUGAAGUUAUUUCUGUAAUAAACGUUAAAUUUACCAAAAAAUGGCUCGUACAAAGCAAACUGCGAGAAAGUCAACCGGUGGAAAGGCACCAAGGAAACAGUUAGCAACUAAAGCAGCACGAAAGAGCGCUCCAUCGACUGGCGGAGUGAAAAAACCACAUCGUUACAGGCCGGGAACCGUCGCUCUUCGUGAGAUUCGUCGUUACCAGAAGUCAACCGAAUUGUUGAUCAGAAAACUACCGUUUCAGCGUCUUGUUCGUGAAAUCGCUCAGGACUUUAAAACAGAUCUUCGCUUCCAAAGUGCUGCCAUUGGAGCUCUUCAAGAAGCAGCAGAAGCAUACCUUGUUGGUUUAUUUGAAGAUACAAAUCUUUGUGCCAUUCAUGCCAAGCGAGUCACCAUUAUGCCAAAAGAUAUUCAACUCGCAAGACGAAUCCGCGGAGAACGUGCUUAGAACUAUGGACAUACACUAGAGACUUGUUUUUAGAGUAGCUGACUUAUCUUAAACUGAACUAUUUAGACGUAAACUGGAGCAAAUUUGUAUAUCAAAACACUGAAAAGAGCGCCAAAAUGGAACAAAUGGCCGUUUCUCUACUAUCGACGAUUUUUCUACUAUUUUUCGCUUGUACUUAUUCAUUCGGCCUUCUAAACUAAAUUAGUCGAUGGGUCUCGCUUAAUUUAAUGUCAAGAACUGUAAUAAUAUGACUUAUGUGUCAUGUGUGUGAAUUCUCCAUAUUUCAGAGUGUUUUUUUUUCUGUAGCGUAAUGUUCAAGAUGGCGUCGCCCUUGCCUUUUGUUCAUCGGCGUUAGGACGCCUAAAUCUGAAGAUGAAUGUUUAAUUUGUAAGCGCUCGAUGUAUUUCUAUUCUACUAGUACCUUUCUGUUCUAUAGGCUAGUUUUUAUUUCUUUCAAUAAUAGCAUGUAAUUUAGUUUUGAUCAAACCUACAACUACUUGGUUGUGGAGAAAAUAACUUAUGUUCAGAAUCAAAAAGCUUACGAUUUAUUAGAUCCAUGAAUGUGUAUAGCCAUGUGUAACUAUAAAACACUACAAAUGUAUCAUAUUUAACGUGUAUACACGCAUUUUUUAAUCAUUAAAAGGAGGUUUGUACCUCGGUUUUAAAACUA
This is a messenger RNA of Exaiptasia diaphana, 1153 nucleotides long. Its product is annotated as histone H3.3. The record is from RefSeq and is a predicted model, not a curated record. NCBI's taxonomy places the organism in Eukaryota, Metazoa, Cnidaria, Anthozoa, Actiniaria, Aiptasiidae. The transcript has a single exon. The coding region runs from base 73 to 483 and encodes 136 amino acids. Gene Ontology annotation, molecular function: structural constituent of chromatin; protein heterodimerization activity; DNA binding. Gene Ontology annotation, cellular component: nucleosome.